UACGUUCACGGCUAGUUGUGCUUUGGCAGUCUGUCGAGACACAGAGCGUUCAAACAUUAAGUAACUGGAACAUAUCCGUUGUCAUAAUGAUUUACGCAAACCUGAUGUUCUUGACGUGUGUGUCGCUGGCAGUUGGACAGAAUCUAGUCCUAAUCGGAGGUAACCUUCGUAAUAACAACCUGCCCGUUUGGAACAUGAUGGUCGAGCUGGCUGGUGGGCCUGGUGUGGCUAGAAUCGGAGUUAUUUCAGCUUCUAAUUCAAACACAACUGAAGGUGAUAGAGUGAUUAACAACUUCGUACGCCUCUACGGGGCCAAUGCUAUCGAGAUUGCAGUGAACGAGUCUCUGGCUAACAACAUCCUAGUGGCGAACCUGGUCCAGAAACAGACGGGCAUCUUCAUCGUGGAAGAUUCCGAAGACAAAGCUGCCAAUUUCUGGGACAGGUUCACUUCAUUAGUGCGUCCUAAUGAUACACCUGUUCGACCACCCAACGACGUCGUCUGCUACGAAAGUGCCAGUUACAAGCGACAGAAUCUUAUCGACACGCUCCGUCCGUCUGGGAUGGAUUCUCUGGUGUUGACGGCCAUCAGGAAAGUUCUCAACAACGGAGGCAUGGUGGCUGGCAAUGCAGCCGUGAUGAGCAAAUCUGCUGUGAUCCUCGGUGGCGAUUCAGUUGCUGCCCUUUUAACUGGAACGCUCUUCAUCUCUUCGCCCCGCGUUCCAUUCUCGUUCAGAAAGGCUGGAGGCCUGGCUCUCAUCGACACUGAUUAUGUUUUCGACAGUCAACUGAGUGAGAAAGGUCGUGAAGUACGGCUUAUUCGCACACUGUUGGACAGCAACGUAUCGCGAGGUUUGGGCAUCGAUGAGAACACGGCGGUCAUCGUCAGCAAUCCUCUAUUGCAGCCUGUCGGCAAGGUACUGACUGAGAUGGGUGCAACAAGUGGUGCAUUUUAUGUCGAUGUUUCUAACGUCCCUGUUGGCGCAGGGGCAGCAGCUUCGUACGACAAUGUCGAUUUUUCUUUUUUCACCAUCGAUGAUUCUUUCGAUUUCACUGCAGGUAAAGCAAUUUAUCCAACUUGGAAGAAGGAAAUAUUCGGUCAAGAACAGUUCAAUAAAGCUGUGCCGUCUGACGAUAUUCUGUCACUUGCUUUGCCGGCUCAAUGGCGCCAGACAGCUGUUGGGCUCAUUAACAGUAACGAGAUGAGUGUGACUAGUUACUCGGCGCCAUCGAUUGUGCCCUUGAUUCCCGGCGUCCAGGUUGUCUUCGAUCGCACACGAGCCGUCGGGCUUCGAGCCCGUCUGCCCGGUAAUUCCAAUGCUUCUUUAGUCUCUUUUCAAGGAAUGUCCGCUUCUAUCAAGGUGCUCAGAAUAUUGGACUAAUUCAGUAACAUUCCUGUACAUAAGUGCAUUAGCUCUAUUUCAUUUUCUUCCGACUAGUGAUAUUUUUCCCCCUAAUUUUAUCUUGUAUUUUUAAAAAACGAAAGCAAUAAAGUCAAUGUCCCAUA
This is a messenger RNA of Daphnia magna, 1504 nucleotides long. RefSeq names its product cyanophycinase. The record is from RefSeq and is a predicted model, not a curated record. The coding region runs from base 87 to 1379 and encodes 430 amino acids. The transcript has 6 exons. Lineage: Eukaryota; Metazoa; Arthropoda; Branchiopoda; Diplostraca; Daphniidae.